Messenger RNA from Ipomoea nil (Japanese morning glory), 2433 nucleotides. Its product is annotated as cellulose synthase-like protein E1. Gene Ontology annotation, biological process: cellulose biosynthetic process; plant-type primary cell wall biogenesis. Gene Ontology annotation, cellular component: plasma membrane; trans-Golgi network. The record is from RefSeq and is a predicted model, not a curated record. The transcript has 9 exons. NCBI's taxonomy places the organism in Eukaryota, Viridiplantae, Streptophyta, Magnoliopsida, Solanales, Convolvulaceae. The coding region runs from base 92 to 2302 and encodes 736 amino acids. Gene Ontology annotation, molecular function: cellulose synthase (UDP-forming) activity; mannan synthase activity.
GAUAAUACUGUUGUGGCGGCUAAUACUUCUCUUUUUAUUCAGAAAAUUAAACUGGAAAGUAGAAAGGCAUUAUUCUUGGGUCUGGAGAAUAAUGGAAACCGAGUUAGUGGAGAAUGGCAAGUACGAGCCUUUAUUUGAAACCAUGAAAGCAAAGGGGAGGCUGGUUUACCGCCUUUUCUCAGCUUCCAUUUUUGUGGGAAUUGUUUGUGUUUGGAUUUACAGAGUGAUUCACAUUCCAGAAGCUGGAGCAUAUGGAAGAAUGGGUUGGAUAGGGGUGUACGGGGCGGAGUUAUGGUUUGGUAUUUACUGGAUUUUCACUCAGGCUCUGCGUUGGAACCCUGUGUUUCGUCAACCUUUCAGACAAACACUCUUGAAAAGGUAUGGGAAGGCUUUGCCAAGAGUGGAUGUGUUUGUAUGUACAGCUGACCCUGCAACUGAGCCGCCAAUGAUGGUGGUCAACACUGUUUUGUCUGCCAUGGCAUACGACUACCCACCGGAGAAGCUCAGCGUUUACCUCUCUGAUGAUGCUGGAUCUGAGCUUACCUUCUAUGCUCUAAUGGAGGCUUCCAACUUCUCUAAGCAAUGGAUUCCCUAUUGCAAGAAAUUCAACAUUGAGCCAAGGUCCCCAGGAGCUUAUUUUAGUUCAACUCCUGAUGUCAGCAGUGGCAGAGAUUUCUCCCAUGUAAAGAAGCUGUAUCAAGAAAUGGAGAACAGAAUCGAGAGUGCAUGCCAACUAGGAAGAAUCCCCACAAAUGAAUACCAUAAGCACACAGGAUUUUCUAAGUGGGAUCCAUCUUCAUCUCGUAAAAAUCAUGCUGCUAUCUUGCAGAUUGUAAUUGAUGGAAGAGAGGAAGAAGGCAAAGACAGUGAAGGGCAGUCAUUGCCAACUCUAGUGUACAUGGCCAGGGAGAAAAGGCCAAACUAUUUUCACAAUUUCAAAGCCGGUGCCUUGAAUGCAUUGAUAAGGGUUUCAUCAGAGAUCAGCAAUGCUCCUAUCAUUCUUACUCUCGACUGUGACAUGUACUCAAACGACUCGGGUUCAGUUCAAGAUGCGCUUUGCUUCUUCAUGGAUGAAGAGAAAAGCCACAAUAUUGCUUAUGUACAGUAUCCACAGUCUUUCCACAAUAUUACCAAGAAUGAGUUAUAUGGAGGCUGUUUGAGAAUAUCCUAUUUGGUGGAACUUCAUGGCAUGGAUGGCUAUGGUGGUCCUUGGUAUAUCGGAACUGGCUGCUUUCACAGGAGGGAAGCUCUAUUUGGAAAGGAAUUCAGCAAGGUGGCUAGGAAUGAAUUAUUGAAGAGUGACGACCCUCCUAGAAGAACAUAUAAAAAUGUCGAUGAGUUUGAAGAGAGUCUGGAGGAACUAGUGAGCUGCACGUACGAGGAAAACACUCAAUGGGGUCGUGAGAUUGGUAUGAAAUAUGGAUGUCUAGUUGAGGAUGUGCUGACAGGGUUUUCGAUUCUAUGCAACGGGUGGAAAUCAGUUUAUUUUAGCCCGGCAAGAAAGGCGUUUUUGGGUUCCACCGGAACCACUCUGGAUCAGGUUCUGCUUCAACAAAAGAGAUGGUCUGAAGGAGGCUUUCAGACUCUUUUUACAAAGUAUAGUCCAGUUAGGCAUGUACUAGGAAAGUUCAACAUUGGUCUUACAUUGAGUUAUUUGCCCUAUUGUCUGUGGGCUCCUCAUUGCUUCCCAGUUCUAUGUUACUCUAUUAUACCUUCUCUUUACCUACUCAAAGGGGUUCCCUUGUUUCCUCAGGUCUCCAGUGUGUGGUUUUUGCCAUUUGCUUAUGUACUAGCCACGACGCUUGCUUACAGCUGUGCUGAGUUCCUCUAUACAGGCGGAACGCUUCUAGGCUGGUGGAACGAGCAAAGAAUGUGGCUAUACAAGAGAUUAGGCGCUUACCUCCUCGCGUUUCUUGAUAUAACGCUGAAGUUGGUGGGGUGUUCGAGUUCAACGUUUGUAAUCUCAGCAAAGGUGUCGGACGAGGAUGUUUGUGUGAGGUAUGAGCAGGAGAUGAUGGAGUUUGGGAGUGAUUCUCCCAUGUUUACCAUCUUGUCAUCUGUGGCUAUGCUCAAUGCCUUCUGCUUUGUUUGGGCAGUGAAGAAAAUGGUGACAGAAAGAUUAUUUGUGGUGUUUGAGAAUGUAGGGUUGCAGAUUGUACUUUGUGGGGUGCUGGUUUUGAUCAAUUUGCCAAUAUACAAUGCUAUGUUCUUCAGGAAAGAUAAGGGAAGGAUGCCAAACACAGUUACUUAUAAAGCAAUUGUUGUAGCUCUCUCUGCUUCCACUUUUUUCACUUUUUUGUAAUUCCAAUUCUACACCUUCACUCCCUGGGUGGGUGGCAUAGGUGCAAUAUCUCUUGCCAGGAAGACUAACAAUAGCUCAGUAUACUGCUUUAAUUUGGUACAAAUAUUUAUCAAUAAUGUAAGCAUUUCUCA